AUGAGCAAGGAGAAGCACCACCGCGACUGGAUCCUCCGCCGCUGCUGCGGCGCCAUCGCCGCCUGCAUCCUCACGCUCUUCGCCGUGGUCGGCUUCAUCGUGCUCGUCAUCUACAUGGCGCUGCACCCCUCCAAGCCGUCCUUCUACCUCCAGGACGUGCAGCUCCGGUCCAUCGACCUCAGCGACCCGGCGCUGUCCCUCGACCUCUAG
Messenger RNA from Miscanthus lutarioriparius, 210 nucleotides. Lineage: Eukaryota; Viridiplantae; Streptophyta; Magnoliopsida; Poales; Poaceae. The record is from the annotation of a GenBank genome assembly.